Molecule: messenger RNA, 960 nt
Organism: Cariama cristata (Red-legged seriema)
Lineage: Eukaryota; Metazoa; Chordata; Aves; Cariamiformes; Cariamidae
Gene: B3GALT6
Product: UDP-Gal:betaGal beta 1,3-galactosyltransferase polypeptide 6
Exons: 1
Biological process (GO): glycosaminoglycan biosynthetic process
Cellular component (GO): membrane
Molecular function (GO): UDP-galactosyltransferase activity
Source: RefSeq, a predicted model, not a curated record
CUGGCUAAGUGCACCUCCGAGGGCCUCCGGCCUCUGCCAGCCCCCCGUGGGCUCCCACACAACCAGCCCGCGGUCUUGCCGCCACGGGGUGCCAGGGGACCGCAUCCCCCAGCAGCCCCACAGCCUUCUCCUGAGGAGACCGCUUUCGUGGCCGUGCUCAUUAUGAGCGGCCCCAAGUACAGCGAGCGUCGCAGCAUCAUCCGCAGCACGUGGCUCUCGACCGCCGGGCGCUCCCCUCACGACGAUGUCUGGAGCCGCUUUGUCGUCAGCACGGGUGGGCUCGGCGCAGAGGAGCUUCGUAGCCUGGAGCUAGAGCAGAGCCGGCACAGAGACCUCCUCCUUCUGCCAGAGCUGCGGGAUUCCUACGAGAACCUGACUGCUAAAGUCCUGGCCACGUACGCCUGGCUGGAUCUGCACCUGGACUUCCAGUUUGUCCUCAAGGCUGAUGACGACACCUUCGUGCGCUUGGAUGUGCUCGUGGAAGAGCUGAGAGCCAAGGAGCCGCGUCGCCUCUAUUGGGGCUUCUUUUCUGGCCGCGGUCGAGUGAAAUCUGGUGGCAAAUGGAAAGAGAGUGCCUGGGUGCUCUGUGACUACUAUCUACCAUAUGCUCUGGGGGGUGGUUAUGUGAUUUCUGCAGAUCUGGUGCACUAUUUGCGUCUUAGCAGAGACUACCUGAACAUGUGGCAGAGCGAAGAUGUCUCCUUGGGGGUAUGGCUGGCUCCCAUUGAUGUGAAGAGAGUCCACGACCCUCGUUUUGACACUGAGUAUAAGUCACGAGGUUGCAACAAUAAGUACAUAGUAACUCAUAAGCAAAGCAUUGAGGACAUGCUGGAAAAGCACCAGACCCUGGCUAAAGAAGGAAAGCUCUGUAAGGAGGAGGUUAAGCUCAGGCUUUCCUACAUGUACGACUGGGGAGUGCCUCCUUCACAGUGUUGCCAAAGGAAGGAUGGCAUCCCAUGA